Messenger RNA from Cornus florida, 4456 nucleotides. Its product is annotated as receptor-like protein kinase FERONIA. Gene Ontology annotation, molecular function: protein kinase activity; ATP binding. The transcript is spliced from 5 exons. NCBI's taxonomy places the organism in Eukaryota, Viridiplantae, Streptophyta, Magnoliopsida, Cornales, Cornaceae. Gene Ontology annotation, biological process: protein phosphorylation. The coding region runs from base 512 to 3964 and encodes 1150 amino acids. The record is from RefSeq and is a predicted model, not a curated record.
AAACCCCACUUCAUCAACAUAGUCAAAUUCCAUUCAGAAAUAAACCAGUAUAUUCACACUAUUAUCUAAGAAUGAAGAAAUCAAUCUAAGCAUAUACGACCAUUCACUGAGAUGAAUGAAGAAAUCAGUCUAAGCAUAUACAACCAUUCACUGAGAUUUUAAGACAAAAAAACAGAUAAAGUACAAGAAGCCCUCAUUCUUUUUAUUAUGUUUGUAUAAAUUUCUAUAUUUUCAAUAUUUGGAGCAAAUUGUCUUCUGAUAGUCAAUUUUGACCAAAUUUUUUAAUAAAAAUUCUAAAAUGCCCUUAGAUGCAACUAUGCAAGGAAUUUUUUUAGCACAUCCUUCAUGUGGACCCUAUUAAGAUGGUGCUACCGCGUGGACCCUAUUAAGAUGCUACCUCGUAAGGUUGGCUAUGCACAAAUUUUUGCCACGCACAUCAGCAAUUAAGCAGUAGUUGGCUGUAAUAUUUGACCAUUGAAUUUGUAUAUGACUGGCUUUUAGCGCCAUUCCGAUGGCCUUAUCCGAUCAAUUAGUUUUUGCUCAUCCUCUUUGCUUCUGUCCAGAUUCCCAAAAAAAAGAAAGAAAAAAAAUGAAGCUUCCUCUACUUGCAACCAUUAUCACCAUCUACCUCUUCUUCCAGUACCACCUUAGAUUUAUAGUCAGCAGUAACUCUGUUUCCCCAUAUCGCCCCUUGGAUGAUUUCGCCCUUAACUGCGGCUCUACUGGCAACUCAUUUGCUUUUGAUGGCCGGGAAUGGAUUGGAGAUAUCACCAAUUCUAAAUUUACUUCAUCACAAGUACUCAAAGGCAAAUCAACGAGCUCAAAAACCAUCCACCAAUCACUUUUCGUUGAACUCGUUCCCUACAUGACUGCUAGGAUCUCUCGUUCUCAAUUCACUUACACAUUUCAAUUAAGACCGGGUCAGAAAUUCAUUCGCCUGCACUUUCUUCCAGCUUCAUACCAUGGCUUCGAUAGAUCAAAAGCACUUUUCACUGUUAAAGCUGGUCCUUACACCCUUCUUGACAACUUCAGCGCUUCCCUUGCUGCUGAUGCUCUGGGUGUAAAAUAUUUUGCUAAAGAAUUUUGCGUCAACAUUGAACAAAAUCAAGUUUUUAGCAUAACAUUCUCUCCGUCUACAAGUAGUGCAACUGAUGAUGAUGUUUAUGCUUUUAUCAAUGGAAUUGAGGUCGUCUCCAUGCCCACUGGUCUUUAUUACUCUCCCGAUGAUGAUUUGGGUGCUCGUGUCGUUGGCAACAAGUUUCGAUACUAUAUUGAUAACAGCACUGCACUAGAGAUGGUUUACCGCUUAAAUGUUGGAGGGAGAUCCAUUUUGUCAGUCGAAGAAGAUUUGGAUAUGUACCGUGUUUGGUCCGAGGACAAGAAUUACAUGAUACAAUCAGGUGUAUUAUCAGUUACCAGUACCACAAAGGCUGUGAUCAAGUAUGCUAACAUACCCACCUACACUGCACCAAUGAAAGUAUACAGAACAUCUUGGUCAAUGGGUCAAAACAAAGUAGCAGAUCAGAUGCAUAAUUUAACAUGGAAAUUACCUGUGGAUUUGGGAUUCAGGUACCUGGUUAGGCUCCAUUUCUGUGAGCUUGAAUCCACGACCACUGAGAGCGGCAGCCCAAGGGAGUUUUCUAUCUUCAUAAACAAUCAGAUUGCUGAGACUAAUGCAGAUGUAGUGAAGUGGAGUGGUGGGUACGGGGUUGCACUAUACAGGGACUAUGUGGUGAAAAUAGAAGGAAACAAAUUCGAGGGCAAGCAUAAUCUCAUUGUAGCUUUGCAGCCCCAGCAUGACUCAGAUGCUGAUCCAAUCCUAAACGGUAUAGAAACAUUUAAGUUGGCCAACCCGGACAACAUUCUUGCCGGUCCCAACCCCGCGCCAACAGCACAUUCUUGCCGGUCCCAACCCCUGCAUGGAAAAUUGGUUUUAGCUUUCGGAAGCCACAAUGUAAUUACAACAGGUGUGAUACUAAUACUCACUCUCUUGAAUAUCAUAGUUUACCAGUUAAAUACUUGGGGAUCAAACUCUGGAGAAAAGAACUUAUCAUCAUCAACACUGUCAAAGGAGGGAGUGUGCAGACGUUUCUCGUUUGCAGAGAUCCAGUUAGCGACCAAUAACUUUGGUGAUGAAUUCAUCAUAGGGAAAGGCGGAUUUGGUAAUGUGUACAAAGGCCUUAUCAAUAAUGGAACCAAGACUGUUGCCAUAAAGCGGUUGAAAUCGGAGUCCAAACAAGGGUUUGUUGAGUUCUGGAUGGAAAUUGAGACCCUUUCGACAAUCCGGCACGAUCAUCUCGUCUCUUUGAUAGGCUACUAUGAAGACUCCCAGGAGAUGCUCCUAGUCUAUGAAUAUAUGGACAAUGGGAGUCUUGCUGAUCAUCUCUACCAAGCUAGAAGAAAGGGUGAUGUCAAUUCUCCUCUCUCUUGGGAACAACGGCUCAUCAUCUGCAUUGGUGCCGCACGUGGAUUGGCCUACCUUCAUACCAGUAGGGACGCCCAUCAUGGAGUCAUACACCGCGACGUGAAAAGCUCAAACAUACUGUUGGAUAAAAAUUGGGAAGCUAAGAUUUCUGACUUUGGGUUGUCUAAAAUGGACAAUGCAGGCCAGUCACAAACCCACAUUAGCACUGCCGUUAAAGGUACAUUUGGGUACUUUGAUCCAGAGUAUUUCUUCACUUGUAGGCUGACAAAGAAAUCCGACGUUUACGCCUUUGGUGUGGUAUUGUUUGAAGUGCUUUGUGGGAGGCCGGCGGUUGAUGUAAGACUUGAAGAGGAGCAACAUAGUCUAGCACAAUGGGCCAAACAUUGCAUCAGAGAGGGAACACUUGAUCGAAUAGUUGAUCCCAGCGUGAGGGAGCAAAUAUCGCCUUCUUGCUUGAAGGUGCUUGCCGAAAUUGCCACCAAAUGCUUGCACAAUAAUCCAAAUGAACGGCUUACAAUGGCUGGAGUGGUGGCUGGCCUGGAGUAUUCAUUCUCAGUGGCAAGUGGUGGGGAUGAGGUAUAUCCAACUGGGCAGAUCUUGCCCACCCACAAUUUGAGAAUCUUCACAUUUGCAGAAUUGAAAGCCGCAACUAGAAAUUUCGGAGCUGAUACAGUGUUGGGAGAAGGAUGUUUCGGGAAAGUUUACAAGGGUCGGCUUGAUGAGAGGGCGACAUCUAAGAACGGAAGUGGAAUGGUCAUUGCUGUCAAGAUGUUGAGUUCAGAUAGCAUGCAAGGAUUUGAAGAGUGGAAGUCUGAAGUGAAUUUCCUAGGAAGGCUUUCUCAUCCUAACCUUAUUAAGUUGCUGGGAUACUGUCGGGAGGGUGAAGAGCUGCUCCUUGUCUAUGAAUUCAUGCAAAAGGGUAACUUGGACAACCACCUUUUUAGAAGGGGAUCAGAUGUUCAGUCACUUCCAUGGGGCAUACGGCUUAAGAUUUUAGUGGGAGCAGCUCGGGGCCUGGAAUUCUUACACACGGCAGGAAAACAAGUAAUUUAUAGGGACUUCAAGACAGCGAAUAUAUUGCUUGAUGCGUCCUAUAAUGCCAAGUUAGCAGACUUUGGUCUGGCAAAAUUAGGCCCCUCUGAGAGUAAUUCCCAUGUGACAACACGAAUUAUGGGCACAUAUGGCUAUGCUGCUCCUGAGUAUAUUGCGACAGGACAUCUGUAUGUAAAGAGCGACGUGUAUGGUUUUGGCGUUGUAUUGGUUGAAAUGCUAACAGGCUUGCGGGCAAUUGACCCAAAACGUCCAACUGGGCAACAUAGUCUGGUUGACUGGAUUAAACCACGAUUAUGUAACAGAAGGAAGUUGAAGGGCGUAAUGGACUCCCGGUUUGAAGGGAAAUAUCCUUCCAGAGCUGCUACACAAAUGGCUCAACUUGCUCUAAGAUGUCUUCAUCAUGACCCCAAAGAAAGGCCAUCAAUGAAAGAAGUUGUGGAGAAUCUAGAACUGAUUGAAGCAAUUAAUGAAAAACCAAAGAUCUAGCCUAGCAACCUUUGUACCAUCGUUCCCAAGAGUAAGAUAAAAAUCAAGCCUAGCAACACUGAUCACCACUAGAGUGAUGACUUUGAUACUACACUUCCUAUGAAGAGCUCUUUGCAUAGAUGUUUUUGUUGGUUGUUUCUUACAUUUAACUCCCCUAUUUCCUCUAUUAUUCAAUGCCUCCAUAUAUGUAAUGAAUUUUGUUGUUGUAGUGGUGAUUUGUGUUAAGCAUUUGAAACUUUUAGCACUAAAACUUUAGUUAUUUCUGUAGUUUGUUGAGACAUUGUUGUUUAUGCUUGGGGGAAUUUAUUUGUAGUGACAAUUAGGAGCCCUAAUGGUCGUGGUGAUGAUGAAGGUCCUUAUAUUGCUUAAAUCAAGAGUUGGACUUGACUUCAAGGUAGGAUUAUUCCUGAGACUCUUCCAUCUGAGCAACCUUGACAGAUAGUCAUUUUUCUUUGUUUUAAUUUUCUUUCCAUGAUUCUUUUUUUGUGUUAA